Messenger RNA from Pochonia chlamydosporia 170, 1932 nucleotides. Its product is annotated as protein kinase, catalytic domain-containing protein. Lineage: Eukaryota; Fungi; Ascomycota; Sordariomycetes; Hypocreales; Clavicipitaceae. Gene Ontology annotation, molecular function: ATP binding; protein kinase activity. The record is from RefSeq and is a predicted model, not a curated record. The coding region runs from base 1 to 1932 and encodes 643 amino acids. Gene Ontology annotation, biological process: protein phosphorylation. The transcript has 2 exons.
AUGGACCCGGUCUCUGUAGCUGGUCUCGCGCUUGGCGUAGCAUCACUUGGCCUUCAGGUGUAUACUGGUUGCAUUCAAGGUAUACAGCUAUUGAUUACGGCACUGGGCUACGAUGAUGAGUGCAAGUACCUUAACUUGAGGCUUCGAAUGGAGCAGCAGCGUCUUUUCGCAUGGAGCGAAACUUCAGGGCUGCUGGAUCUGGAGGCCAAGAAUCAUGAUAAGAUUCUCAACUCAAAUAUCUUCAACCUACACCGCCAAACGGUGCUGGAUAUGCUGGUGCAGAUUCAAUGUCUCUUCGAUGAGUUCACACAGCACCAACGUAGACACAACAACCUCAAGGCUGAUCGAGAUGACGACGGCUUGCUCAGUGCACCAGAAAAGGACGCCAAGCUAGCCAACUUUCCCAUGUCAGACAGAAAGCGAGACUUUAUCAAGAAUGCCAUGGCCAGUCUCAGGGCUAAAUCUCAAGAGGGGUAUCAACGCCUUCGAUGGGUGUCUUUUGAUAAAGUUGCUUUUGAGCUGCUGCUGUCCAAGUUUUCGGCUUUGAACGAUAACAUGACGAACAUUUUGGAUCACUCGCUGCAGGUAGAAAUCCGUAACACCGUGCAAGACACGAAUAGGGGAGUUUUGCUUUUGCACCAAAAGAUUGCCGAUUUGGGCCACCUCGUGCUGGCAUUGAAAUCGCAGCUAGCCGCCGGAGCCGAGUCACCCUUGGGUUCCUCACGCCUAUCCCAAUCGGAAAAAGCAGCGAGCAUUGAGGCUUUGAUGCAGUUAUCCAAACUUGCCAAGUUCAAGGCCUUUAACGAGACAAUUGACCCCAAAACAGGAAAGCUGACUCAAGUAGACGAAGCGGCGGUUAAAUUUCUUGAGCUUGCCAAACCAUCAGAGCCACACAAUGUCCAGGUGCCGCGUUAUCUGAUAGAAUUAGAUGCUAAUGUGGAUGAAUCGGAUGAACCCCGCUGCGAAGCCAUUUUAAAGACUGCAAAUGGCAAGAAGAAAGUAUGGAUAGAGUGGAAAGACUAUGACACGGUGGGGUUGAGCCCUGAUACACUAUUGAAGAAAGAUAUUGUUGAUCGGGUGAGGAAAUUAGCAUCUUUACUAAAUCAUAGCCCGAAGCCGGAAGCCUUCAGGACACCACACUGUCUCGGGUUCUUCGAUAAAGCGGACCCCGAUAUCCCCGCAGAUGAUGUUGAUGUCCUUGACAGGCGGCUAGGUCUCAUAUUCGAGCGACCCAACAACGACUUGCUGCAUACUACUCUUCCUCCGGUGUCUCUUCACGACCUCCUGCAAGAUGAUCGGGUUAGGAAGCCCCGCGUGACGGAACGAAUCCGAUUAGCAAAUGCCCUCAGCAACUGCGUGUUAUAUCUACAUGCUGUCAACUGGUUGCACAAGGGUCUUCGGAGUCACAAUGUGCUGUUCUUCCGUACGCGAUCUGGGCACGUGGACUACCGUCAACCGUAUCUCUCGGGGUUUGACUUUUCACGCCCAGGAGGGUCAGACGAGAUGACAGAUGUGCCGGGGGAUGAUGCAGAAGAGGAUUUAUACAGACACCCCAAUGCGCAGGCAAACAGGAAGCGAGAGAGGCAAAGAUCCAAGAAGAGCUUUGAUAUCUAUAGUCUAGGCGUUAUAUUUGUGGAAUUGGCUCACUGGAAGACAGUGGACCAGGUUCUCGGGAUUGAUAUGCGACGAGCCAGAGGGAAGCCAGAAAUUUUGCGACAAGUUCGGGAUAAGUUGCUUGAAGAUGCGCAAAUCGCAGAUAUUGGUGCGGAGAUGGGUGAAAAGUUCGAAGACGCGACCAAGACGUGUCUCGUUGGUGAGACGAGGUCCGAUGUUUUGUCAGGCGAUGACAAAGACACAGCGGGAGUUGCUGAGAAACUGUCGGUAACAUUUUACGAGGAUGUAGUGAAAAGGCUUGCGCAAGUUGUAGUAUGA